UUAUCGGAUCCGGCCCGUUAAAGUUCAUGAAAGGGCAACCCUGUAAUGUUACUGCAUAAUAUUCUGCGUUGUGGCCAUAUGUUGACCUUAAUGCCCUCUUUCCUUCUCGCAUCGGCGGUCAUCUCCUCCAUUUCGCUUCUGCCCUUUUGCCCUCUUCCUUCCCCAAACCCUUCCUUUUCUUCCCUUCCUCGCCUUCUAAAUCCCUUCUCCCUCCCUUCAAAUCUCUUCUCCUCCUCCUCUUCCUCCCUCCUUCCCGCGUACUGAAGGAGGCUCCAAACGAGCCCUAGAUUUCCUUCUCCUUCUCGACUUCGCCUGGCGUGUCCCGGCUGGUUCUGCGUCGUUUUGCGACGCCUUUCGCGUUCCCUCAUCAAAUAUCGGAUCUUGGCGGCCUUCCUUCGAGGCUGGUGGUCUUCGAGUUAGCAUUUAGCGUGUACGAGGCUUAACAAUGGCCGACCAUGAUUUGGUUCUUGGAAAUCCUGGUUUAGCUCUCGGCCAGAACCACGAGCUAGUUAUUGGUGAAGGCCAGGGUUUAGGCCUUGGACAUAGACAUGGUCUGGUUCUUAGCCACCCCCAUGAUCAUGACCUCGAUCUAGGCCAAUCCCACAGUCAUGAUCUUGCACUUGGACAUUCAAAUGAGAGUCAACUAGUUUUGGGGCACCAUCACCAUCAGCACCACCACGACCAUGGCCAUGACGACGGCGAGGAGCUGGCUUUAGGACAGAAUCAUGACGCUGAUCAAGAUAGCCUUGCACAGAGUCACGAGUUGGGUAUAUCAGACAACCAUGAGUUGACUCUUGCUGAAACCCAUGAUCUCAGCGUUGAUCAUAGCUUGGACCAGCUAUCCGUGGACCAUGAGCAGGAGCUUGCCCUUGGAUUGACACAAGAGAUGUUGCAGGGUCAGCUAGUAGUGUCACAGGUGUUGCAGGCCCGAGCGGUGGUUGUGAGUCCGGACCACCAGCUCACUGUGGGACAGGAGUUUGCUGAUGUCAAGAGCUGUCGGCGAGCUAUACGGGACACAGCCAUUGCUUGCCACUUUGAAAUUCAAACUGUUAAGUCAGAUAAGACACGCUUCACAGCAAGGUGUGCCGCUGAGGGUUGCCCAUGGCGCAUUCAUGCAGCAAAGCUCACUGGUGUGCCAAACUUCACUAUCAGGACCAUCAAUGAGACACAUACAUGCAGCGGAAUUUACCAUCUCGGGCAUCAACAGGCAUCAGUUGAGUGGGUGGCAAAUUCUGUUGAGGAACAGCUUCGGGAGAACCCACACUACAAGCCAAAGGAGAUACUAGAAGAGAUCCACCGUAUGCAUGGAAUAACAUUGUCAUACAAGCAAGCCUGGAGAGGAAAGGAGAGGAUUAUGGCUACAGUUCGUGGCUCCUUUGAAGAAGGGUAUCGGCUCUUACCACAGUAUUGUGAACAAAUUAAGAGGACAAACCCAGGAAGCAUUGCAAGUGUAUACAAAAAUCCAGAAGAUGAUUGUUUUCAACGACUGUUCAUCUCAUUCUACGCUUCAAUAUAUGGUUUUGUAAAUGCCUGCCGACCACUGAUUGGGUUAGAUAAGACUGUUUUAAAGAGCAAAUAUCUGGGAACCUUACUCCUGGCCACUGGAUUUGAUGGAGAUGGUGCUCUAUUCCCUCUAGCUUUUGGGGUGGUUGAUGAGGCAAGCGAUGAAAAUUGGAUAUGGUUUUUGUCUGAAUUGCAUGCUUUACUUGAGGCCAAUACAGAGAACAUGCCAAGGCUCACAAUUUUGUCAGAUAGGCAGAAAGGAAUUGUAGAUGGUGUCGACUUCAACUUCCCAACUGCCUUCCAUGGAUUCUGCAUGCACCAUCUCACUGAGAGUUUCCGCAAAGAGUUCAGCAACUCUGCACUUGUUGAUAUCUUCUGGGGAGCUGCUCAUGCUCUCACAGAUUAUGAAUUUGAUGCUAAAAUGAGAGAAAUUGAGCAAAUAUCACCCGAAGCUGCCUUCUGGAUUGGAAGGAUUCCACCGCGUCUUUGGGCAACUGCCUACUUUGAGGGAACACGAUUCGGACACCUGACAGCAAAUAUUGUCGAGUCGAUUAAUGGUUGGAUACUUGAAGCUUCUUCACUCCCAAUAAUCCAGAUGAUGGAGUACAUCAGGCGGCAAUUAAUGACUUGGUUUAAUGAGCGACGUGAAGCAAGCAUGCAGUGGGGGACAAUCCUCGUGCCUUCAGCUGAACGGCGUGUCUCUGAUGCAAUAGAACAUGCAAGAGGCUAUCAGGUUGGAAGGGCAAAUGAAGCGGAGUUCGAAGUUGUUUCUCCUCGCGAAGGCAGCAUAAUUGUGGACAUCCGCAACCGCUGUUGCCUUUGCCGAGGUUGGCAGCUCUAUGGCUUGCCCUGUGCUCAUGGAGUGGCUGCACUUCUCUCUUGUCGACAGAAUGUUCAUCGCUACACUGAGAGCUGCUUCACUGUGGCAACAUAUCGGAAGGCAUAUUCGCAGACUAUACAUCCAAUUCCAGACAAGAGCCUUUGGAAGGAAAUGUCUGACUCAAAUCAAAAUGCCAAUAAUCAGAUUGCCUUGGUAGUUAAUCCACCCAAGUCACUUAGGCCACCCACAAAGCCAAGAAAGAAGAGAGUUCGCUCGGAAGAUCAAGGACGGGCUAAGCGAAUCGUGCAUUGUAGCCGAUGCAAUCAAACAGGUCACUUCCGAACAACAUGUGCAGCGCCUGUAUAAUACAUUGUUGGCAUUCGGGUAGUCAGUAUCCUCUCCUUUUCGUAUAUAUAGAUUAUGGUAGACUGAUAGGCUUCAAGAGGAGUUAAUUUGAGUUUUUUUCUUCAAUGGUAGACUGUUAGGUGUCUCAUCCUCUAGGGUAUAGUAAGGACCUUCAUCAUUGUAUUAGCAUAUUGUUUGUCUGCUUAUUUAUUUCAGGACUCCUUAAGAUAUAGUGUCUGUUUUUCUUUUUGUUUGUUUUAUCUGCUUCAAGGACCAUCUAAUAAAGUUUUGCAUUUGAACUGGUAAAUCCUGUAUCUAUUUUUUGUUCCAGAUGGACAACUUUUUCUCCC
Molecule: messenger RNA, 3018 nt
Organism: Zingiber officinale
Lineage: Eukaryota; Viridiplantae; Streptophyta; Magnoliopsida; Zingiberales; Zingiberaceae
Exons: 2
Coding region: 446-2689 (747 amino acids)
Molecular function (GO): zinc ion binding
Source: RefSeq, a predicted model, not a curated record